Molecule: messenger RNA, 2140 nt
Organism: Abrus precatorius (Indian licorice)
Lineage: Eukaryota; Viridiplantae; Streptophyta; Magnoliopsida; Fabales; Fabaceae
Exons: 3
Coding region: 247-1065 (272 amino acids)
Biological process (GO): endocytosis
Cellular component (GO): membrane; clathrin vesicle coat
Source: RefSeq, a predicted model, not a curated record
AAAAACAGAAAAUUUAGUGGUAAAAUGAGGAUUGAAGAAGAUAAAGGAAAAGGGAUGAAAUUGUGAAUAGGAUGGUGCAUCUCCCGAAACAGUUGACCCUGUGAGAGUUGGAGACACAGACACCCCACCCACACAAAAACCUCUUCAAAUUGCAAAGUGCAAACCACCAAAGGAGAACGCAUCUCUCAAAUUCAGAUUAAAUUCAGCUGAAACUCGAACUCAAAUAAAAUUUCCUCCCCCAAAACGAUGUCGUUCGAGGAGGAGGAGGAAGCCUUCGAGCACACGCUCCUGGUGGUGCGUGAGGUAUCCGUCUACAAGAUCCCGCCGCGCACCACCUCCGGCGGCUAUAAGUGCGGCGAGUGGCUCCAGUCCGAUAAGAUCUGGUCGGGUCGGAUCCGGGUCGUGUCUCGCCGGGACCGUUGCGAGAUCCGCCUCGAGGAUCCUAACUCCGGCGAGCUCUUCGCCGCGUGUUUCGUGUACCCCGGCCAGCGCGAUAACUCAGUUGAACCAGUCCUUGACUCGUCGCGCUACUUCGUCCUCAAGAUCGAGGAUGGUCGUGGCAAGCACGCCUUCAUCGGGCUAGGGUUCAACGAGAGGAACGAGGCGUUUGAUUUCAACGUUGCGCUCUCCGAUCACGAAAAGUACGUCCGGCGGGAGCACGAGAAGGAGGCUGGCGACUCCGCCUCCACGGAGGAGUCUCAGAUCGACAUUCACCCCGCCGUUAAUCACCGGCUCAAGGAAGGGGAAACCAUCAGGAUUAAUGUUAAGCACAAAGCAUCUAGUGGAACUGGCAUGCUUUCAGCUGCAGGACUAACGGGUGCGCAUUCUGGAACACCAAAGCCAAAAACCUUGAGCAUUGCUCCCCCUCCAAGUGGGGCAGGGAAAAUUAGGUCUCCUCUUCCGCCCCCACCAAACGAUCCUGUUGCUGCUCGGAUUGCUUCCACUGGUUACGAUAGUGUGAAACACUCUACUGACUCUUUAUCAGAUCUUUCUCAACUACAGAAGAAUCUUCCUUCAUCAACCAACUCGGGAUCGACCACUGCUUCAGGAUGGGCAGCCUUCUGAUUAUAUAUAUAUAUGAGCAUUUUAACCAUGAGGCUUUUACUAUUCUCUGAUUUUUUUGGUUCAUUUGAGAAAAGAAACAGUGGAAGAAAUUGAAGAAAAGAAGUGUCAUUAGUAAAGCUAGCACAAGGUACCAGUAAUUCGAUGUCUUGAGGAAUAUGCUGGAAAUAUUUAUGUUUUUCUUUGUUUGUAAUAACAGAUUUCUACAUCCAUAUAAAAAGAUUUACUCACCUUUCCCCUGCCCCCGAAAAAAAUUCUCUCUUUCUUGACUGAGGUGUUCUUAUAAUUUUAUGUUCAAGGAGUGUUCAGGAUGUCAUGUAUCAUUCAUCAACCGAUUGCCAAUUGCUUGACAUAGGUAUAUAUAAGGUUAUUAUUACGCUACUCAUAAUAAUUAUGGAGUGACGAAAGUCCAUUUAGCAGCCGGUAUAUCCGUUACACCGGUGCAACAGCUGUGUGCUUAUGUGGCUCUACUUGGACGAUUGUAUUGAAUCUAUGAAAAAGGUUAUACCAAUGUAAGAUUCCACUAACUUGCGCUUUGGUUUAUUCAUACAUGGGAUUCAGGAAUCAAAGCAGUAAACAGCCAUUAUUAAGUCAUAUUGAAAUGUAGGAUUUCAUGCAGAUAUUAGGUCACUAGGCAUAAAUCUUUUAGAGAACAAAGUUUACAGUUUAGAGAGAGGGGAUAUUGAUUUAGAGAUGAGGCAGUUACCAUCUGAAAAAACCAAAUAAGCUACAUUAACCAAUAUCUUCCAGACGACUAUAGGCUUGAAGCAACUCGGUGCUCAAAAACAGUAGCAUUGUCAAUAAAUAACACAGUAAGCGUAACACGCUCCCUGUACAAGUUCACAUUUAUAUUCCCUCUUAAAACUCGUGAAACUGUAACUCUACACUAGCGACUUUUGUCCACUUCGAGAAUCAAACAAAAGAAACCAAAUUAAGCGGCUAUAUAAAACUAUUAUUUAAAUAUUCACUGCACAGCAAAAAGCCGUCUGUUUACCUAUUUGUCCCUUUUCAGUAUACAAAAUUGUGUUAGGAACCUAACAAUGAAUGCUACAGGUACAUUCUUCUUCUUACCUGUAUC